Molecule: messenger RNA, 4877 nt
Organism: Myripristis murdjan (pinecone soldierfish)
Lineage: Eukaryota; Metazoa; Chordata; Actinopteri; Holocentriformes; Holocentridae
Gene: satb1b
Product: SATB homeobox 1b
Exons: 14
Coding region: 664-3303 (879 amino acids)
Biological process (GO): regulation of transcription by RNA polymerase II; chromatin remodeling
Molecular function (GO): DNA-binding transcription factor activity, RNA polymerase II-specific; RNA polymerase II cis-regulatory region sequence-specific DNA binding
Source: RefSeq, a predicted model, not a curated record
GAUGUUGUAGUGUGAACUAAAGCAGAAGUCGGCUCACUUGUAACCGAUGGGACGCAGUUUAUCCGCUUACUUUGCGUUUAAAUGUUGUUGUUUUUAACGGUCGCGGUGACCGUAUUCCCCCUGUUCGGUAGAAUUAGCUAACGUUAGGGCUAUACACACACACAUACACACAUAUACAUACACACACACACAUACACACACAUACACCGCUUACCAAUGUUCGCCUAUCACGGUCCAUCUCGACCUCCUCGUCUCUUCCACAGAUUCGGGUUUCUGCUUUUUUAUUUUUUCUUAUUUUUUUUUUCUCGCAUCGCCACCCGGUCCCCUCUGAAGGAGCAGAAGAAAGCGCAUUCAUUAAUUUUUCUUUUUCUUUUUUCUUUUCUUUUCUUUUUUUUUUUUUGCUGCUAACUGAAUAAACACCGACGCUGUCAUGCAGACGUAACAUAGUGAGAGAAGAGAGAGAAACCGAGAAGAAGUGAAGAACAAGAAGAAGAAGAAGAAGUGGGAGUUGUUUUGGUUUUUCGACCCUGGCCCCAAAACUUGAAGAAGAAGAAGAAGAAGAAGACGCGUUUUCCAGGCUGUGUCAUAUAAAUAUAUAUUUAUAUGCUCUCCAGUGCUGAAGUGCUGCGUUUCAGGUGAUAGUGAGCAGAGGUGCUGAGAGUGAUGGAGCAUCUCAGCGAGACGUGCCUGGGCAAGGAGAACUGUGAGCUGGUCAACAACAUGGCAGAGGCCAAGGCCCCGCCAGCCAAGCUGGCCCGCCUGGAGCAGAACGGCAGCCCCCUGGGUCGGGCCAGGCUGGGCAGCACCGGGGCCAAGCUGUCCGGGGUCCCGUACAAACCCAGCAGUCACCUGCUGAAGACCUGCCACAAGAAGGGCAACAUGCUGCCCGUGUUCUGCGUGGUCGAGCACUACGAGAGCCCCAUGGAGUUCGACAGCAAGGAGGAGCACGCCGAGUUCGUCCUGGUGCGGAAGGACAUGCUCUUCAACCAGCUCAUCGAGAUGGCCCUGCUGUCGCUGGGCUACUCCCACAGCUCGGCGGCCCAGGCCAAAGGUCUGAUCCAGGUGGGGAAGUGGAACCCCGUCCCCCUGUCGUACGUGACAGACGCUCCGGACGCUACAGUGGCCGACAUGCUGCAGGACGUCUACCACGUGGUCACGCUUAAGAUCCAGCUGCACAGUUGUCCUAAGCUGGAGGACCUGCCGCCCGAGCAAUGGAGCCACUCUACAGUAAGAAACGCCCUCAAGGAGUUACUCAAAGACAUGAAUCAGAGCUCUCUGGCUAAAGAAUGUCCCUUAUCACAGAGUAUGAUUUCCUCCAUUGUGAACAGCACUUACUAUGCAAAUGUGUCGGCGGCGAAGUGUCAGGAAUUUGGGCGCUGGUAUAAACAUUUCAAGAAGACAAAAGAUAUGAUGGGCAUGCGCCAACCCUCCCAGCUGGAGGGCUACCUGGGGACGUGUGUCCUCCGUGAGAGUCCGCGUGCCAAUGCACUAGCGGAGAUGGACGGCCUGUCUGAACUCUCCCCACCUGGCUCGAACCACAGCCACAACCACAACCACCUGAGCUUCUCCCAGCAGCAGCAGCAGCCCAUCCCUGGCAGCACAGCUGAGCAGACACCCUCGUCGCCGGUGCCCCCGAUGCCCCACGGCCCACCACCACACGGGGGCCAGACGGGCGGUCGGCAGCCCCAGCUUCCCAGCCUGCACCACCCGGGCCUGGUGUCCACGCCCAUCAGCCCGCAGCUGGUCAACCAGCAGCUGGUGAUGGCUCAGAUCCUCAACCAGCAGUACGCGGUCAACCGGCUGCUGGCGCAGCAGUCCCUGUCGCAGCAGUACCUCAACCACCCGCCAGUCAACCGCAGCGCCCUCACCAAGCCGAUGGAGCCACAGGUGGCCUCAAACACCGAGGUGUCCUCCGAAAUCUACCAGUGGGUGAGGGACGAGCUGAAGCGGGCUGGCAUCUCCCAGGCUGUGUUUGCCCGUGUAGCCUUCAACAGGACACAGGGCCUGCUGUCUGAGAUCCUGCGUAAGGAGGAAGACCCCAAGACGGCGUCCCAGUCGUUGCUGGUCAACCUGCGUGCCAUGCAGAACUUCCUGCAGCUGCCGGAGGCCGAGCGUGAUCGCAUCUACCAAGACGAGAGGGAGCGUAGCCUGACAGCCGCUUCGGCAAUGGGUCCCGCACCGCUCAUCAGCACCCCGCCCAGCCGGCCCGUACAGCCCCGGAGAGAAGACUGUAACAACGUAAGGCCCGAGGACUGGAACCCCCGAAUCCCCGUGGGCAUUUCCCCUGUAAAACCGUCCCCUCUGCCCAGCGAGUGGAACGGCAAGACGGAGAGCUGCAUCCUCAACAUCAACUCCACCAUCUACGACGAGAUUCAGCAGGAGAUGAAGAGGGCCAAAGUUUCCCAGGCCCUGUUUGCCAAGGUGGCUGCCUCCAAGAGCCAGGGUUGGCUCUGUGAGCUGCUGCGCUGGAAGGAGGAUCCGUCCCCGGAGAACCGGACGCUCUGGGAGAACCUGUCCAUGAUCCGGCGUUUCCUGAGCCUUUCCCAGGCUGAGCGAGACGCCAUCUAUGAGCAGGAGAGCAGCGCCGGGCAGCAGCACCACGCCGAGCGGCCGCCGCACAUCAUGCACGUCUCCACCGACCCGCUACAGACUCCAACUCUGAUGUUCAUGUCCACAGAGCUGCCGCAGGCGCAGCCACCCCAGUCACAGCAGCAGCACCAGCCCCCCCUGUCUCUCCAGCACCCCUCCCAGCCCCCGUUGUCCCAGCAGCCCUUGCAGCAGCAACAGCAGUCCACAGCCGGCCCCCGACUGCCCCCUCGCCAGCCCUCCACCGCCUCUCCGGCUGAGACCGAGGACGAGGGCAGCCGCGGGGGGAGCGCCAAGGCUCGUGCCGGAGGAGGCAAGAUCUCCCUUGAGGCCCUGGGCAUCCUGCAGAGCUUCAUCCAGGACGUGGGCCUGUACCCGGACGAGGAGGCCAUCCACACCCUGUCGGCCCAGCUGGACCUGCCCAAGCUCACCAUCAUCAAGUUCUUCCAGAACCAGCGCUUCUACGUCAACCACCCGGCCAAGGCGCCCAAGGAGCCCAGCAACAGCACCACAGCCACCACCAACACCAGCAGCAGCAGCAGCAGCAGCAGCCCGGCCUUCGAGGAGGAGAUGACGGACUUCAGGGAGAGCGGAGAGCUGCUCAAGGAGCUGGACGAAAGCACGCAGACCAACAGCACCAUCUUCUCCAUCAAGAUCGAAGAGCACCUGGGCCGCGCCGAGGCCCAGCCGGAGUCGGAGCACGAGGCCAAGGAGUAGGACUCUGCGCCGCGGCCCGAAUAAAACACAGAGUUUUCUCACACACACAGAGACUGAUGACUGUGCUGAAAGGUAAUGCUCUGAGCAACACAGAACCACCGCACUGCAAAUAAAGAAGUAGUGUUUUUAAUCAAUACAGCAUCUGGACUGUAUGAGGAGUGUUUAUAUAUAUCAGUUGCAGACUGACAGGCUAUGUGAAGCGAGUGUUCACACACUGGAAAGCCCAUUUCAGACUCGGUAAUACAACAAGUAUUACUUUUUGGAUUUUGUAAAACUUGUAUUAUUCACUGUAAAGACUGAUGCAUCAUUUAAAUAAUCUGCACAAAAAAAUUAUUCUAAGUAUGUUGCGUGGAUAUUUGCUGACUGCACUCUAUGUCUGUUGUUUUACACUGAUUUACUUUCUCUUUUUUGAGCUACUGAUUAUAUUUAGAAAAGACAAAAGUCCCCCUGGAGUUUGCUAGGACUUUGAUAGGUGUUUACGUAUGUGAUGUUAAACUGGAUUUUUAAAAAAAAGCUUAUGAAAUCAAGGACCAAGUGGUUGACAAGGCCUUAAUGAUGAGGUACAAGUCUGGAGCCUGCUGGCAGAUUAGUUAUUGUUUUAAAAAGCGCAAAAUGUGAUUAUGGAUCACUCCAAACUCUGGAACGCGAUCACCCAGCCCAGGUGCAUCUCCGAGAAUAGCUCAGUCUUUACAUAUUAUUUGUUAGGGAAGAAAUAUAAAUAUAUAUAUAGACAUAUAUUGUAACUGUAAAAAAAUACAGUCUUAAAGAAACUAUGCCAACAAAUGCCUUGUACUAUACGGCACUGCCGAUGUUAGAUUAUUUUGCAAAACCUUUGUCACUGUAACUUUCUGAAUUGCCACACAGUUAGAAAUGUGAAUUACACCCUGUUUAUGUUGUCCUACAUUAUUUAUUUGCAGUUCAUGCAGUGUUUCUGAUGUAAUUACUUUUUUUGGAAAGUUUAUGUUACGUAGCGCUUUUUUUUUUUUUUUUUUUUUUUUUUUUUUUUUAAUUUCACCAAUCUUUUUUCUAUUUAUAAAUGUAAUUUCGAUGGGCAGUAAAAACAAAAAGUGUCUUAAACGUUUUAAAUGGAGAAAUGUGCUUUAAAGGUUGCCUAUAAAAAGUGCUGUAUGUCAAGCAACUCAUGCUACAAGCUUCACAAUUAAUGUUGUAUGCAAUUUUUACUAUCAUGCAAAUAAGCUUAGGUAAAAUGACUAACCUAUAGAACACCUUAGAAAGAAAAACAUAUGCAAUCUGUGUGAAAAUCGAUGUCUGCGAUGUGUCUUCCUUUGGUUAACAAUCCAAUUCAAAAGCUAUUCCUGUAUAAAUAUUCUGUAUAAAAGUGUUUCUUUUUUAUGAGUUUAUUUCAAUGAGAACACCAGUUAUUUUGUUACGACUGACUGUUUUAUAAGUGUUUCUCGGUUCCUUUAUGCAGAAAUGUUCUAACUAGAAGUGGUUAUUGAUUGUUAAUUACACAAUUAAAAUGUUUGUAUUGUACCACAGAUCUCUUGGCAUUAACUUGACCAGACUCUUUUGACAUCAGAAGGAUUUUUCCCCUCUGGAAACAAGGAAAAAAA